AUGCAUAGCCACAAAGGUUUCACUGAUCUCAUUUGGAAGCACCUGUGUCCAGCUCUUGUAGUGAUCUUGGGAAAUCCAAUUCAUGAUAAAACUAUCACCUCUGCUCACAGCAACAGCAUCAGCAUUGAGUCUGACUCUUCUUCCUCCGGGGUUUCUGAUCAUGGCCGAGGAUCUGGGUGUUCUUCCACAGCACCUGCUCUCAGUGGGCCUGUGGCCCGCACAAUUUACUACAUUGCAGCUGAGCUCAUCCGUUUGGUGGGGUCAGUGGAAUCCAUGAAGCCAGUGCUGCAGUCCCUUUAUCAUCGAGUAUUGCUCUAUCCUCCACCCCAACACCGUGUGGAAGCCAUCAAAAUCAUGAAAGAGAUACUUGGUAGCCCCCAGAGGCUCUGUGACCUGGCAGGGCCAUGCUCCACUGAAGCCGAAGUCAGGAAAAGAUCAGUCUCAAAAAGAAAAUCACAUCUAGAUCUUCUCAAACUCAUUAUGGAUGGAAUGACAGAAGCUUGUAUAAAAGGUGGCAUUGAAGCCUGCUUUGCCUCCGUAUCGUGUGUGUGCACUCUACUUGGAGCAUUAGAUGAACUUAGCCAGGGCAAAGGUUUGAGUGAGGAACAGGUGCAGUUGCUUCUCCGGCGCAUUGAUGAGUUGAAAGAUGGGGCUGAAUCGAGCCGCGAAUCUAUGGAGAUCAAUGAAGCUGACUUUCGGUGGCAAAGGCGAGUCCUGUCCUCAGAACACACCCCAUGGGAAUCAGGAAAUGAGAAGAGCCCCGACAUUAGCAUUAGUGUUACCACGGAUACAGGUCAGACCACUUUGGAGGGUGAAAUGGGGCAGACCACGCCUGAGGAGAACCCCGAAAAUCAAAAGAGUUGUUUAAAGUCGCCAGCCGUACAAGAGAGUAAGGAAAUUCUAAGGAGAGAGCGAGAAUCAGAAGCGAUAGACCAACCAGAUGUUGUUCAGAGAAGCCACACUGUUGUUUACCCUGACAUAACUAAUUUCCUGUCCGUUGAUUGCAGGACGAGGUCAUACGGAUCCAGAUAUAGUGAGAGUAAUUUCAGUGUAGAUGAGCAAGACCUUUCUAGGACUGAAUUUGAUUCCUGUGAUCAGUACUCCAUGGCAGCAGAAAAGGAUUCUGGGAGGUCUGAUGUGUCCGACAUUGGGUCUGAUAAUUGUUCUCUAGCUGAUGAAGAGCAGACCCCGAGGGAUUGCCUGGGCCACAGAUCUUUGAGGACUGCUGCUCUCUCGUUAAAACUGCUGAAGAGCCAGGAGGCGGAUCAGCACAGUGCCAGGUUGUUUGUGCAAAGCCUGGAAAACCUCCUUCCUCGGCUCCUUGCCCUCCCCACUGUGGAAGAAGUGGACUCUGCCCUUCAGAACUUCUCUUCAACCUUCUGUUCAGGUAUGAUUCACUCUCCUGGAUUUGACAACACCAACAGCCUCAGCUUUCAAAUCCUGAUGAAUGCGGACAGUCUCUACAUGGUCUCACACUACACUCUCCUGCUCAACCUGAAGCUCUCUAAUGGUGAUUACUACAGAAAGAAGCCAACACUCGCACCUGUCAUGUUGAAAGAGUUUAUGAAGCAGGUCCAAACCAGUGGGGUGCUCAUGGUUUUCUCUCAAGCUUGGAUUGAAGAACUUUACCAUCAGGUGCUUGAUAGGAACAUGCUUGGUGAAGCAGGUUAUUGGGGAAGUCCUGAAGAGCACAGUCUGCCCCUCAUCACUAUGCUAACUGAUAUUGAUGGCUUGGAGAGCAGUGCUAUAGGUGGCCAACUGAUGGCAUCAGCUUCUACAGAGUCUCCUCUCACCCAGAACCAGAGAACAGAUGAUUCCAUAGUGGCAGGUGUUGCUUUUGCCCGUUAUAUUUUGAUUGGCUGCUGGAAGAAUUUGAUUGAUACUUUAUCUACACCCUUAACUGGUCGCAUGGCUGGAAGCUCCAAAGGACUGGCAUUCAUUCUGGGUGCUGAGGGAAUCAAAGAACAGAACCAGAAAGAACGAGAUUCCAUCUGCAUGAGUCUUGAUGGACUGAGGAAAGCAGCUCGACUGAGCUGUGCUUUAGGAGUGGCUGCUAAUUGUGCAUCAGCACUUGCUCAGAUGGCUGCUGCAUCUUGUGUACAGGAAGAGAAAGAGGAAAGGGAAGUUCAAGAACCCAGUGAUGCUAUAACCCAAGUGAAACAAAAAGUGGAACAGAAACUGGAGCAGAUUGGGAAGGUUCAGGGAGUAUGGCUGCAUACAGCCCAUGUUUUGUGCAUGGAUGCCAUCCUCAAUGUGGGCCUGGAAAUGGGAAGCCAUAAUCAGGAUUGUUGGCCACAUGUGUUCAGAGUAUGUGAAUACGUUGCAACAUUGGAGCACAACCAUUUCAGUGAUGGCACAACUCAGGCAGCUCUGCCCAUCAGUCAGCCCCAGAAGAUUUCUGGAGGGACAGGGGUUCUGGCAGAUUAUGAAUCAGAACAUUUUCCCCAAGACUCACACCUCCAGCCCGACAACUCUCUGCACAGCACACCCAUCAUUCAGCAGCUAUCCAUUCAGGAGCUCAUUAAGGAGGGCCGGAAGGGCCGAACCUUUGAUUUUCGUUGUGGUAGCCUUUUGAGUGGGAGCAGUGCUGCCAAGGCUGUCCUCACCCUUUCCACCCAAGCUGAUAGGCUCUUUGAAGAUGCUGCGGACAAGCUGAAUUUAAUGGCAUUGGCAGGCUUCCUCUACCAGUUAAAAAAAGCAUCUCAAUCCCAGCUUUUCCACUCUGUUACAGACACUGUCGAUUACUCUUUAGCAAUGCCAGGAGAAGUUAAAUCCACUCAAGAUAGGAGAAGUGCUCUCCACUUGUUCCGUCUCGGAGAUUCAAUGCUCAGAAUAGUCCGGAGUAAAUCUCGGCCACUUCUUCAUUUCAUGCGUUGUUGGAGCCUUGUUGCUCCUCAUCUGGUAGAGGCUGCCUGCCAUAAAGAAAGGCAUGUUUCUCAGAAAGCAGUCUCCUUCAUCCAUGACAUCCUUACAGAGGUUCUGACAGAUUGGAGCGAGCCUCCUCAUUUUCAUUUCAAUGAAGCACUGUUCCGUCCCUUUGAACGCAUCAUGCAGCUGGAAUUAUGUGAUGAGGAUGUCCAGGACCAGGUAGUCACAUCAAUAGGAGAGUUGGUUGAAGUGUGUUCUACUCAGAUCCAGUCAGGAUGGAGGCCUUUAUUCAGUGCCCUGGAAACAGUGCACAGCAGUAAUAAAUCAGAAAUGAAGGAAUAUCUUAUAGGAGACUACUCCUUGGGAAAGGGUCAGGCCCCUGUGUUUGAUGUCUUUGAAGCCUUUCUGAACACGGACAACAUCCAGGUGUUUGCCAAUGCAGCCACCAGUUAUAUUAUGUGCCUUAUGAAGUUUGUGAAAGGAUUGGGAGAAGUAGAAUGUAAAGAGAUCGGGGAUUGUGUACCAGGGUCAACAUCAACAUCAACAGACUUGUGCCUUCCCGCUCUCGAUUACCUCAGGAAGUGUUCUCAGUUGCUUGCCAAAAUCUACAAGAUGCCCUUGAAACCAAUUUUUCUUGGUGGGAGACUUGCCAGUUUGCCUCGGAGAGUUCAAGAGAACUCAGCUAGUAGUGAGGAUGGGAUCGAAUCGAUACUUUCUGAUUUUGAUGAUGAUACUGGUCUUAUAGAAGUCUGGAUUAUCCUUUUAGAACAGCUGACAGCUGCUGUAUCCAAUUGUCCUCGCCAGCACCAACCUCCUACCCUGGAUUUACUCUUUGAACUCUUGAGAGAUGUUACCAAAGUACCUGGACCAGGGUUUGGAAUAUAUGCAGUUGUACAUCUCCUCCUUCCUGUGAUGUCCUUGUGGCUCCGCCGUAGCCAUAAAGAUCAUGCUUACUGGGAUGUUGCCUCAGCUAAUUUCAAGCAUGCCAUUGGUUUGUCCUGUGAACUGGUGGUGGAACAUAUCCAGAGCUUUAUACACUCAGAUAUUAGGUACGAAAAUAUGAUCAACACAAUGCUAAAAGAUCUUUUCGAGUUAUUGGUAGCAUGUGUGGCUAAGCCGACAGAAACUAUCUCCAGAGUUGGCUGCUCUUGUAUUCGGUAUGUCCUUGUAACUGCAGGGCCGGUUUUCACUGAAGAAAUGUGGAGGCUUGCAUGUUGUGCAUUACAGGAUGCAUUCUCUGCCACACUAAAACCAGUGAAGGAUCUAUUGGGCUGUUUCCACAGUGGCAAUGAAAGUUUCAGUAGUGAUGGCUGCCAGGUAAGAGUGGCAGCCCCUUCUUCUUCCCCUAGUGCUGAGGCAGAAUACUGGCGGAUCCGAGCCAUGGCACAACAAGUAUUCAUGUUAGAUACUCAGUGCUCACCAAAGACUCCAAAUAACUUUGAUCAUGCUCAGUCCUGUCAGCUGAUCAUCGAACUGCCUCCUGAUGAAAAGCCAAAUGGACAUACCAAGAAAAGUGUCUCUUUCAGGGAAAUUGUGGUGAGUUUAUUGUCUCAUCAAGUGCUGCUCCAGAACUUAUAUGACAUCUUGUUAGAAGAGUUUGUCAAAGGCCCCUCCCAACAAGGAGAAGAGAAGACAGUUCAAGUGCCAGAAAACAAGUUAGCUGGUUUCCUCAGGUAUAUCUCCAUGCAGAACUUGGCUGUCAUCUUUGACUUGCUGUUAGACUCCUAUAGAACAGCCAGAGAGUUUGACACCAGCCCAGGGUUGAAAUGUCUACUGAAGAAAGUGUCAGGCAUUGGAGGGGCAGCCAAUCUGUACCGCCAGUCUGCAAUGAGCUUUAACAUCUAUUUUCAUGCCCUAGUCUGUGCUGUCUUGACCAACCAGGAGAGUAUCACUGCUGAGCAGGUUAAGAAAGUCCUUUUUGAAGAUGAUGAAAGAAGUACAGAUUCUUCCCAGCAGUGUUCAUCAGAAGAUGAAGAUAUUUUUGAGGAAACAGCCCAAGUCAGCCCUCCACGAGGGAAGGAGAAGAGACAGUGGCGGGCUAGGAUACCUUCUUUGAGUGUCCAGCCUGUCAGCAAUGCAGACUGGGUAUGGUUAGUGAAAAGACUUCAUAAACUUUGCAUGGAACUGUGCAAUAAUUACAUCCAGAUGCACUUAGAUCUAGAGAAUAAUGUGGAGGAACCUCCUACCUUCAAGAAUGAUCCUUUCUUCAUUCUCCCCUCUUUCCAAUCUGAAUCCUCUACUCCAUCCACAGGAGGGUUUUCAGGGAAGGAUACACCAUCUGAGGAUGACCGAAGUCAGUUAAGAGACCAUGUGGCCGAUGGCAUGCCCCCAAAGGGAAACAUUGGAGAUAUGUCAGAGCUACCUCCCAGCCCCAAAGGGGAGAGAAAAGAUCAAAGCAGGAAGAAAGAGUGGUGGGAGAGUGCAGGAAACAAGAUCUAUACCAUGGCCACCGACAAAACUAUUUCAAAACUGAUGACUGAGUACAAGAAAAGGAAGCAACAGCAACAUAACCUAGUUCCAUUUGCCAAAGACAUCAAGGUGGAGAAAAAAGGAGAGCAAUUGGGAUCCAGGGGACCAGAUUCACCUCUCCUCCAGCGUCCACAACAUCUGAUAGAUCAGGGCCAAAUGAGGCAUUCCUUCAGUGCUGGUCCAGAGAUUCUGAGGCAAGAGAAGAGGCCCCGCUCUGGCUCGACAGUGAGCACUCUGAGUAUAUCUGUGAGAGAUGCCGAAGCCCAGAUCCAGGCAUGGACCAACAUGGUGCUAACAGUUCUCAAUCAGAUUCAGAUCUUGCCAGAUCAGACGUUUAUUGCCCUCCAGCCAGCAGUAUUCCCUUGUAUCAGCCAACUGACUUGUCAUGUGACUGAUAAUCGUGUUCGCCAAGCUGUAAGGGAAUGGCUCGGAAGAGUGGGCCGAGUCUAUGACAUUAUCAUAUAGAAGAAACACAUUCCAUAAGUUAGGAGAAGAAAAUAAUGAGGGUUAAAGGUAUGCCAAAAAUCUGGUUGACAGCAGUGUCCCAACUCCCCCUUUAUCACUUAGGAGAAGGAGCCUGUACAUUUGGAGACAGUAACCCAACAAGAAAAGAAGUCUUUCAGGAUACCCAACCUUUAGCCAGCCACAUGUCUGGUCUAAUGUUCCACCAUGUGAGAUGCAUUGAUCUCACUCGUUGCUUUAGGAAUUUCUGUAUCACUAAAGUACAUCUUUCUAUACGUUGAACAUUAUUAUCCAUUGCUUCAGCGUGUGAUUGUUGAGGAAAGUCAUAUCUAAGGGAUGCCCUUUUGAAAGCACUUUGUCAGCUCAAUGGGAAUAUAUACUAUGGGACCAUUGCAAUGGAUACCACUCCUUUCCAAAAAAAGAAAAAGCCUAUUAGUAAGUCAGGUUGGUGUCAAAUGCUCAGAAAAUUAGUAGCAGGUGAUGUUCAUGGUAGGAAGGGCUAGACCACCACGUCAAUCAGAUGGGGAGAGAAGCUGAUACAUGGAUGUUGUUAAAAGAAAGACAACUUUUGCCAAAUAUGCUUAAAAGAUUAUCAAUAUGCUUAUUAGAAAAUCCUCUGUAAAUCAAACUUUAUUAGCAUUUGUACCAUCUUAACUAAGGAGAAUAAGUUCAAGUUUUUAUAUAUCCCAUUUUAUUUAAAGAUCCAUUCCUGAAAGAGUUUGAGAUGUCAGCAGCCCUGGCUCUAUACUCACAAUAUCCAAUGAUUUAUUGGAGUAGUAUUAUUAGAAGACCUAGGAGUUGUCAUAUGGUUAGGAAUGAUUUGCUUGACUUAAUUUCAUAACUGAUGUUUUGAGAACAUGCUGGAAAACAGUUUGAAUCAAUGAUUCUCAACUACCCAGUUUUCCAUUUGUCUGAAUAGAAGGUAAGGAGCUAGGAAAAAAAAAUUUUUUUAAAUACAUCUCACCUUACAUUUAAAGGCAUGAGGCAUAGAUAAGGAAAAUUGUGAUCCUUCGCUGCUGGGAUGAAAAGAUUCUUGGAAGUUGUUUCAAAUCCUUCAUAAAAUGAUACCUCAGGGCCGAAAUGAGUACAAGAACUGGAAAGUGUGAUUUAAUUAGUUUUAAAUCUUCUUUUAAAAACCUUUUUUUUUUUUUAUUCAAAAUGUCUUAUUCUGGCCUUUUCUUUUUGAGAAGAGCCCUAAAAGGCUCUAAAAUUAAACACAAGUAGUUAAAAAAGAUGAAGUUGUUGAGUAACACUGAACCUGGAAAAACUAAGGGAUGAGGGGAUCAUUUUUCAUCACAAAGGUCAAAAAUUGAAUGUUUAAUGUAGUUGAGUUCAUUUGUGAGUUAGACAUGUCUCUUUAGAAAGUAGAGAAAUUUUGUAUUCAAGAUCAUUAUAUACAUCAACCAACCCAGUAAAUAAGACAAAGGUAGUUAAACCAUAGGUUAUACUCAUCUUCAUCUAGAUGCUACAAGAGAAGAAAUUUAGGACAUAGCUAUUAAUAAUAGCAACAUAUUUUAGAUUUCACAAAACCAUAGGCCAUUCUUCUGAUAAAUUAAUUUAAUGAAGUUCUUGGAAAGUUUUUUCAGAAGAUAAGAUAAUUAUAGGCCAAAUGAUGAUUUUUACCCACUGAUUCCCAACUUCUUAUAUUUCAAAUUGAGUGUCAUAUCAUUCUUGAAACUAAAACACAAACUAUUUGCCAAGGGAUAAUAAGGAUUUCCUAUUGGGUUUUAUCCAGUCUUGAUAGCUAAAAUUCUCCAUUUGGGCAGACCAAUUAUUCUUCUUUUAAGGAGGGGUUUUAUGAUCUUGUAUGUUAUCUAGAAGGAUGAGGACUAGCUUUAAGUCCCAAAUUUAUUGAGUGGAUUUUUGAAGGAAUUUUUCUCUCCAAUAGUUAGGGGAAAACAAUACAAUUAUAGAUUAUUCUAUCUAGUAGCAUCCACAAGGAAGAAGGAAAUGUUUUUCAGUUGUACAAUCCUUGUUCCUCAUACUCAUUGUUAAUAUACUCACUAAUUUACAUCAUUUCACUAACCAAGAAUUAAUUAAUUUGGGAGAUUCUUUCCAGCUCUGACAUUCUGUGAAGUAGAUCACCAAAUCAGGUAGACCCUAACUCAGUUUGGCUUCUGAAGUUUUAUAAGCUCUGGAUUUCCUAAAUUUUGUAAAGUACAGUUGGUGGCUUUAUAAGUACUUUUUAAAAGAAAACUGAGUUAUCUAUAUUUUGUUUUAUAGCUUAGCUUCCUCCUUGGAAAACCCUCAAGUGUUCUACAAGUUGUGAAACACUGUAUAAACAACACACAUCAUUGGCAAGCAAAUGUAUUAUAUUGAAUUCUUUCUUGUAAUUGUAGAAGGAAAAGAAAAACUAUCUGUUUUUCUCAGCCAUUAGCCUGCUUCCUCAUACAGAGAGAAUGACUCAAGACAAUCUGGAUUAAGUAACUUACCCAGGGUGACAAAACGUAUAAGGUGUCUGAGACCAUAUUUGACUUCAAGUCUUCCUGACUCCAGGAACAGUGCUCGGUCAGCUGUACUAUCUAAGCGACCCCAGAAUGACUCUUAAUAAUCCAGACUGUAGCAGAGAUUUUCCUCAUUUAAAGAAAAAUCCAAACAAUUAAAGCAGCAUCACUGGUCCUAAACUGAAGUCCUCACCUAACAGAAAUUGGAAAAACUGUUUACAUUUCUGGAAGAGAGUUGGGCUGAUGAUCUGCAACUCUGCCUCAUUUAAAUCCUGUUCACACACAAGUCAAGGCAACAUCCUGUGAUAUUCAUCUUCAAAAUGAAGGGCGAACAACAACAACAAUCACAACAAAAUUUCUUGCAAAAAUACUUAAAAGAAGUCAGACCCUUAAAACCAAAUGGGAGUUUAGAAUAGAAACAAGAGUUUGUAAUGUCAUCGGUUGCAGAAUAAAGAAAGGCAAAUCUAUGUCAUCCCCAAUUUGUAAACAAUUUAUAAAAAUUCAUUCAUAAAUUAGUUUGAUACUAUUUCCCAUAGAAACAAUUAUAAAUUGUCAUUAGGUAGUCAGGUAGCUCACAGAAGAUUAACCUAUAAUUUUACUGAGUGCUAGACUUUGUAAAUGGAAUUAGUGGCAUCAUAAGUACUUUUUAAAAGAAGACUGAACUAUCUCUGCCUCCUUGUAAAACCCUGGAGUCUAGAAUACCUGUAUCUGAAUCUAGCCUCAGAUCCUUUCUAGGUGUGUGACCCUGAGAAAGUCACUUUCUGCCUCAAUAUCCCCAUCUGUAAAAUGGUGAUAAGAAUGGCACCUAACUUCCCAGAGAGAUUGUGGGGGUUAUAAUAUUAUAAAAUUCUUAUCAAAUCUUAAUGUAAAUCUUAGCUAUUCUAUAAUACUAAUGAGAUGCAAGAAAUCUUAGUAGUUGUUCAGUAGAAUCCAGUCUAAAACAUGUCCAAAAAGGAACUAUCUGUUUGAAGAAAACUCCUGAUGAGGAACAAAUCACUAAGCAAGGGAGCCUUAAUUCUUUUUUUCUGGCUUAAUUUAUUUGCUGUGGCCACAAAUCUCUCAAGAUAAAUUCAGAAUUUGAAACUAGCAGCUUCCCCUCUAUUUUUUUCCUCUUUUAAAAAAGUACCUCUUGAAUCAGACAGAACCCUAAAAUGCAGAGAAGGAGAGUUCUGAUUCUACGGCCUAAGCAACCUACCUUUCUUCUGUUAAUUAUUCUUCCUAAUUUUUUUUUGAAAGAAUGGAUAACAAGGAAAGGAAAGGUUGAUGGUAGAUAAUCUAAUCUUGUGAAUUAUACUUUUCUGGAAUUUUUGUUUGAUCAUGCAUACUUACUGACUACUUGCUACCUAACUACCUCCCUUCCCAAAUAAUUCUUAAAUCAUGUAUUCUUUUUUUUCUCCAACUCUCUUCUACAUAUGCAAAAUGAGAUCAUGUUUUUCAUAGUUUUAAACUUCUUGAUUUGUAAACAAUAAGAUUAAGAAAUAUUAAAAAAUGUUUUAAAAGAAAACAUUAAAAGUGAUUUUAAGCAUGAAAUUUGACCAAAACAAUGUAAAAGGAUUUCAUGCAGUUGCCAUUAAAUCAUAAUUAAUAUUUAUAAGGAUUUACUUAGAGUUUUAGCCUUUAAAUGGUUAUAUUAAGAAAUUUACUUCUCUGGGCUUCAGUUUCUUUAUUUAAAAAAGUAAUUGUACAUAGUGAACUUUGUGGUAUUUUCUAGUUCUAAAUCUAUGGUUCUAUGGUUUCCUUAUUUUCCAGAAAAUUAUAAUGUGACUCAUAAGUAGCCAUUUAAAUAUUCAUAAUCAAAAAGAAAAACUUUUUCUUGUAUCAUUGUUCCUCCAAAAUAAACAUAUACAAGAUUUUUUAUGGAAUUAUAACAAAAUUAAAACUUACAAUUUUCUAAUGCUUUCAGCCAUUCAAAGUAAUUUUCUCACAAUAAAAUCUCAAGAAUUGGAAGUAAACAACCUCAGAGGCCAUCCCAUUCAACCCAUAUUGUUGUCCAGUUAUCUCUGACUCUUUGUGACCCUGAAUGGGAUUUUCUUGGCAAAGAUACCGGAGUGUUUUGCCAUUUUCUUGUUCAAUAUCUAACCCACACAUAGACAAAAGUCAAUUAUUAAUUUUUCCAACAUGUAACCAUCCACCUUUUCAUCUAAUGAUGAAGUCAAUACUUCCUAAAAUAGUUCAUUUCACUUUUGAAUGGAAAAAUAGUUAUUAUGUCCCUCUUAAAUCUUCUGUUUUCUAGUCAGCAUCUUCACAUGUUCCUCACAUGAGGUGAAUUACUAAAGAACUUUCACCAUUUGGGUCACCCUCCUGUAGGUACUCUCCAGCUAAUCACUGGAGAAAAAAAAAAAUUGUGUCUGGCUCCUAGAACUGAACAUCUAUAGUCUGACCAAGGUAAAACACAAUAAGAAUGUUGCCUCUCUAGUCCCAAAUGCUCUGCCUUUUUUUAAAUGGAUUCUUAAAAACAUGGAUUUAGGGCUGCUAGGUAGCGCAGUGGAUAGAGCACCAGCCCUGAAGUCAGGAGGACCUGAGUUCAAAUCUGUUCUCAGACACAACACUUCCUAGCUGUGUGACCCUGAAGCAAGAUGCUUAACCCCAAUUGCCUCAGCAAAAUAAAUAAUUAAAUAACAAAAUGACCAAAAAACAUGGAUUUAGAGCUAAAAGGAACCUUAGAAAUCAUAAAGUUGAAAUGAGUUGUCCAAGAUCAUAUAGAAAGCAACUAACAAAUUUCAAAUUCAGGGUCCUCAGAUUUCAAAUCCAGUUUUCUUUCCAUUAUCCUAUAAUGCUCCCUAUUUAGAGCUACUGUAUGAUAUACAUAGUAAAUUUUCAGGAGAGGAACUAAUUUGCCCAUGGUCUCACACCUAGAAAGUAUUGUUGCCAGGCUUUGAGUCCAGGUUUUCUCAUCUAACUUUAGUUUCCUUUCCAUAUACACGUAAGUAACUUAAGUCUCAUAUCAGUUGAGUAACAGUCAUCAAAUUAAGUACUAAAGAACAGUGAAGGAAUUGGGAGAAUUUUCAAGGAGGGCAAAAACAGGAUUCAAAUGGGUUUGGGAAGAUUGAACUGAGGGCACAGAAGUAGGAAAUCUUGUGGAGUUUUAGGUUACAGAAAAAUGGAGACAAUGCAUUGCUGCUUACUUCUGCAUAGUUCUUCUAGACAUCAGCAUAAUAAAUCAAAUGGUACAGUUAUUAACCAUUUAUGCUGUCACAGGAAAAUAUCCAUGCCUUUAAAGAACUGACAUUCUUUUGGGAGAGACAAUAAGAAUACAUAUGGCAACAUGAUAUACUUUUUUUUUUAAAGCAAACAGAAAACAAAGCUUUAAUCUUGAAACCAGUCCCUUCAGUGUUAUUUUAGGGAACUAAUCAAAUCAAGCAUAUAUGAUGAAACAAACUCAUAUUUUAUUUACAAUUCUGCAGAAAGUGAAAGAGUAACACUCAGAAAAACAAUCUUUAUUGUUCACUGAGCUAUGGUAGCUCAAGUUAUAUUGUCUCCCUCCCAUCAAGUCUUUUCUAUUUGUAUCCUUAAGAAGGAUUUGGAAAAUUAGAAAAAAAAAAAAAGGAAUUUGGGAAACUUAAAUGUUCUCUUUAGGAACAAGAAUUAAGCAUAUGCUGUUGUUUAUUUAUCAAUCAUUUAACCAAUCAACAUUUAUUUAUCACAUGCUAUGUAUAGAGAAUGGUGCUAGAUGCUAAGGGAAAAAGAGAGUAUCAUUAAGAAAGGUCCCUUUCUUCCAAGGAGACUAUAGUAUACAAUAUCACAUAAGUGCAUUUAGAGCAAAGCAAAGUAUUGUCCAAGAAGGAAGAUUCCAAUUUCUGGAAAUCAAAGAAGAUCCAUGGAGGACAUGGUAUUUAAGUUGGGUUUUAAAAGAAACAGGAAUUUAACCAGCAAAGAUGGGGAAAGGAAGCCAUUUCAGGCAAAAAAAAAAAUAGUUUAAGAAAGGUCUGGAUGAGAGAAAAUACUGUUCACAGUCAUGGGGCAGGAAGUAGGCGAGUUUGGCUGGAGCACAGAGUGAUUGGAAUGAAUUAAUAUGAAAGAAGUUUAGAAAGAUAGGUUGUGCCAGAUUAUGGAGGAAGUACCUUAAAUGUCAGUCAAGAAAAUUUAAACUUUAUUUGGUAGUCCAUCUGAAGCCUCUAGAGAACUUUAAAGACAAAUUCAUUCUUUACAAUAUAUCUUUUUUGGUGCCAGUUAACACUGGUAAAGACAGGCAAUCCAAGAUAUCACCAUGAAUCAAUAGUGAAACGAACAUGCAAAUUUUUGCAUUUCUCCUCUGGCUGACUUAACUGUUCUAAGUAAUUGGAGCUGUCAUAGAAUCCUAAGCUAGAAAGGAUAUCUUUUGGUUGCAAUAUUUUGGUAUUUUUGCUUUUUCACAAAAGAGGAGACCAGUGUGGAAGGUCUGUGAAAUUAAGAGGUGCUUCUAGUCAUAAUUAUCCCUUUUCCACAAUAUUGUUUGUCCCUCCCCUCCUUCUCUAUGGGAAUAUCUUAGAACACACUGUUCUUUCUAUGCUAUAAGUGGAUGAGAGGUACAUUACAUAUUACCUGCCUACAUUUGCCACUGAAGUACACAAACUACCAUGUGAAGUAAGGUGAAGAUUUCAGUAAGGUGAGGCUUUAUGCUUAUACAGUUUGCAUUUAAAAUAGUAUUACUUCAGGAAACAGAGAAUGGCUCUGCUGAGAAACUUAAUAGACAGUAAUACUCAACUUAUUUUAAAAUGGUAUCAUUUCUUAACUUAAAAAGAAAGCUAUAUUAAGCCAUUUCCUUAUACUGUUGCUUAAUGUUUCAGGGUUUGGGGAGGGGGGAAGUAAGGCAGAAAGACAAAGACAGAAGUACAUAUUAAGAACCUGAUUUCUUAUAACAUCUCAUUGUAGAACCUCCACAAAUUUUUUAAGGAAAUCUGUUUAUUACCCUGAAGAAUCAAGUUUCCUUUAGUAAUUCAUAAGUGCUAGUUGUUAAAAAAAAAAAAAAUCAACCAGAUUUACCAAGAGUUAGAGAGCUAAAGAGUUUGAUAGGUAAAACAGAGUUCAAAUUCAAUGAGUCUUCAACCACAUUUGGCUCACAUCUUUCUGGUUUCUAUUUUGAAUAUACUGGUACUUUGAUGUUUUUUUUAAAAAGGAUAGAAGACUAUGAAUGUACAUGUCCUGUAAACAGUUAAAAGUCAUUGUCUUUGGAGAACUUGAUGCUGUUUUUAAAACAUGUAAUAAUUUGUCUCAUGUUGAUUCUUUAACUUCUAUAGAACGCAAUUUCAACUUUAAGCAAAGUAUUUGAAUUUAUUGUGUCUAAGCAUACUUAAGGAGUUGUUUCUAUAGAAGCCUACAAGAUCUUUAGUUACUUCUUAGUAAAGGAUCUUGAUGAUAAAUCUCUUCUCCCUCUUCCAUGCUGUUUCUUUUACAUAAUUCACAGAUGAGUCACCAAAAAUAUCCUCACUUUCUUGAGCUCAAAACUGAAAUCUUUCUCUAAAAUAUCAGCUUUUGCUCACAUGUGCUAUGUAAAUGAACUAUUUGGAUUAAUCUCAUAUAUGUCCUUGGAACUUAGAAUUUGGACUGACUAGUUUUCUGAGCAGUGUCAUACCAGAUUAUUUAAAGCCAAGGGGGAUCCCCUCUUACGAAUGGCACACCUACCUUGUUAAAGUGAUGUGUCAUUUGUUAGCCAUUUUGUAGUAGUUUAAAAGGUCAAAGACCUUGCUACUACAUCUCACUAUUUUUGCCUUAUUCUAUUUUCAGUAGUUACUGUGUUUUCAUGCCCACUUCUGUUAAUUUGACAAAAUAGAUACUUGCUGACAUCAUCAUGCAAUCCCUUGAUUACAAGUCGAUUCAUUUAGUUGAUAACUUUUUUUUUUUUUAAACACAGAGUACAUAUGCACAGGCACAGUGUAUAUAAAUACAAUUAAGAUGCAUGAAUAAUUACAUUUUCCUCCAGUCUCCCAUAAACAGGGUGUGAUUGAUCCUGUAUACUAUGUACAAUCUGCAGGAAAAAUACAAUGUAAUAUGUGGAAAACUUAGAUCAAUGAAGAAAUCAUCAAACUCCUAUUAUGUGCCAGGCACUGUACUAGGUGCUAGAGUCCUAAAGCAAAAAUGAGGCAGUCUCUUCCUUCAAAAACUUAUAUCCUAUAGAUUAAUUCAGUUUUACUCACUUAGAAUUUGUGAUAAUUCUAGCACAAGGAUAAAGUAUCCAUCAAACUAUACUAUUUACUUUUUUUUAAAUAAACAAGAUUGUAAACUUUUUAAAGCACUUUAGUAAUCCCAGUCCCUUAUAUAAAUUGUUACAUUGUUCUUAUAUAGUUAUUAAUAAAUGAAUUCUUACAGCUCUUUACUGGAAAAACCAACAAGUAAUAAAACUACAUAAUUUCAGAAUUGUAAGGAACUUUAGGGGUCAUCUAGUCCAUACCCUUCAUAAACUAAUCUGUAUUUCAUACUUUUCCCUGACUCAGAAUGUUCUUUACUCUAAUUACUCUGAAUUAUUUAGAUUUGAUUAUAGUUGAUGAGAACAAGGAACAGAUAUAAAAGAUGGAGAAAGAGAGAAUGUCAGAGAUGCAAAUUCUUGUAAUCUGUCAUGUGACUCAAAGGUAAAUAAUUUGUUCUUACUAAAAUCAUUUUAAAAAUUAAAAUAGAUUUUAACCUUCUGUUAUGUUAGAAACUUUGUAUUUUACAUUUUAUAAAUCACCAACCAUUAAGUCUUCAAGUGAUAUCAGAUUAGAAUAUUACCACUUUCCUUCCUCUCCUCCAGAAAAGCCCCAAAUCCUCUCCUCUGAAUUGAUUGGCAUAUCAUAUAUUGUCAUGUUAUUUUUCAUAGGCUUUCUCUUUAUCCUUUGAAAGUUUCACAAAUCAAGAACAUGGAAAUUGCAACUACCAGUGUCUGUUUACAUCUACCUCAUUGUUAUUUGCAAGCUACCCUAUUCUCCUGUGUUUCUUCUAACGUAUCCCAAAUGGCUUCAGUUACAUCUAUUUCCUUAUAGUAGAAAAAGAGAAUCCCCUCUAAUUGGCAGGCCUUAUCAAUUAAGAUCCAUUUAGUAAUGGCUCUAAUAUACUAUGGCUUCAUUAUAAGUAAUAAAUGUGCCAGCUUGCUAGUGGCUUAAAAGAAGGAUAUUGCAUGGGCAUAGAGCAGCUUGCUUAUAGGUCAGGGAUUUUGUUUUGAUGUACAGUAUUUCAUCUUAUUGUAAUAACAGUGCUGUAAAACUAGUCAUCUUUUUGUAUCAUCAGCCCAGGUCUCCAUUCUCUCUUGAAUAAAUUUUGACUAAAACCUAGAGAUUAUUAUUCUGGGGCCUAUGAAAUUUUUAAAAAUAUUUUUAUGUGUAUUUAAACAUAAUUGGUUUUCUUUGUAAUCCUAUGUAUUUUAUUUUAUGCAUUUAAAACAUGAUUCUGGAAAGGGAUCCAUAGCUUUUACCAGUUCACUAAAGGAGUCCACAACACAAAAUAAAAAGUUAAGAAUUUCUGAUCUAAAAAGUAAACAAUAUGCUUCCCCCCCACCCUAUGUUUCUUUCCCCAACUGGGGAAAGAAGAUUAGUCUUUUCUGCCCUUUUAGCAUUAUGCCAAAGACUAAAUUUGUUUUUGCAUUUUAAAUCAAAAACAGAUUGUCUAAAUUAUAGUGUUGCCAUGAUGAUGUCAGUAUAACUUUUACUUACAUCUGUAGUGAUUCUUAACUCAUCUGUACAACCAUAGCCAUUUUUUCACCAGAGUCUUAAGUGUUUUCUUUCCCCUAAAGACUUAAUAUGAGCUCAACAAGGAAACUGAAAAUUUGGUUUUUCCUUCCAUCUCUUCUGUAUCAAUUUCAAAGUCCAUUUGUUCUAAUUUUUAGGAAAAAAUAAACCAUUCUCCCUAGUUGCUCUCUGUGUUGGUCUGUGGACAUUUGAUUUGGUUAUUAUCUAUCUGUUUGUUGUCAAACAGGUCACUAUGAGAUAGCUUGUAAAUGUAUUUUGUGUAUAUUUUGUUCAAAUUGAAAAUUAUGAAAGGAAGCUAUUUUAAAAGAAAUUGUAUUUCUGUUGCUUGUGUUGUAGAAUAAAGAUGCAAAUGUAUUUAAAAAAAAA
Antechinus flavipes (yellow-footed antechinus) is the source of this 16246-nucleotide messenger RNA. RefSeq names its product ARFGEF family member 3 (gene ARFGEF3). The record is from RefSeq and is a predicted model, not a curated record. The coding region runs from base 1 to 5802 and encodes 1933 amino acids. Gene Ontology annotation, molecular function: guanyl-nucleotide exchange factor activity. Gene Ontology annotation, biological process: regulation of ARF protein signal transduction. The transcript has 26 exons. NCBI's taxonomy places the organism in Eukaryota, Metazoa, Chordata, Mammalia, Dasyuromorphia, Dasyuridae.